Messenger RNA from Anopheles stephensi (Asian malaria mosquito), 4987 nucleotides. RefSeq lists its product as uncharacterized. The record is from RefSeq and is a predicted model, not a curated record. Gene Ontology annotation, molecular function: protein binding. Bases 1370 to 3565 code for a protein of 731 amino acids. The transcript is spliced from 7 exons. NCBI's taxonomy places the organism in Eukaryota, Metazoa, Arthropoda, Insecta, Diptera, Culicidae.
UGCCACGGUGCGAAGCACGCGCGUUUUGUGAGUCGUCGUCGUUCGGUGAGCUCGAUCGGACCGUUUUCGCGUAAAUAUUCUCGCGUGUGUUUGGGGUUACGACGUUUCGACGCUAAAGACGGUCGCGAGCAAAGCAAAUCGCUUGUAGAACGCAUCGUUCUUGCGUCAGUGCGAAGCAUUUAAAAGCAAAACUUAACGAGAUAAGUGUCAAAAGUGAUAUUUUUAUAAGAGAAAAAAAGAGUUCUGAAAUGAAAUGAAUAUUAUUUAAAAGUGAAGUGAAUUAUAUACAAAGUGUUCUACCGUUCUACUGUGGCAGUGAGUGUUUUUACUAGUUUUUCUCCCACUCAUGUGUGCAUGUGAUCCUGUCCGUCUGGCCCAUCUGCAACAGCCGAGAUAAGCAAACUCUCCUCUACCCGGGAGGCCUCCGAAUGGCCUGCCAGUCAGCCUAAUGACGAUGACACAUUCUACAUCCGAGGCAACCAGUCCAACGCGAGCAACAAACGGUUUGCUUGUGAGCAAUUCGGACGGUGCGGAAUAAAACGAUUCCAUAUGAUAGAAACUCAUCAUCCCUCGGCUUGUUUCGCUCUUCAUUUCUUUCCCCGGAAGCAGUAAAAAAUAACAUCCCGACGAUCACAUCUUCAGCUGGAAGGAUCUUAACGAUACAUACUGGCAUUUUCUUCAAAUGGUGAUGAGUCUACUUUAUGAGGCUACAAUAAACGUUUCAAAGAAAUCGAUUAAGGACGUGUAACUUUUCGAUUACCGGCGUCGGGUGUGUCUCGGUGGAGGUGGAAAAACGCCACCUAAAAAAGAGCCACCCCUGUUGAGUGAAAAAAAAGUGAAACGGAACCUCCCGCAUUAUAGUGACCGUGAAGAAGGACCUCCGGUUAGUGUAGCAAGGGAAGGAAAACCUCUCCCCUUCUCCCGGUUGGUGGAAAACAACUUUGACGCGAGUGUAAAUUUCGGUGAAUAAUGAGUGCGCAACCAGCGGCACUAAAUGGUUCUAAGCUGUGCCACGUUCGGUAAUAAAUAAAUUACGCUUCUGCACCAGCGCAAAAUACACCACCGGUGCGGACGUAGUGCUUGCGCCAUCCGGAGUGUUUGGCUUUCCUUCCUUUUCCGUUUUAAUGUUUUUUCUUUUGUGAAUUCCGGACCGUGUCUUACGCAUUUUUUCCGCGGACCUCCUCCCUUUUGGAACACACCGUAAUCGAAGCGCGCGUGAUCGAGAUGUGCACCAAUCGAACGUGAGCGAAUGUCUUCUCGGCUGGUUGGCUACAACCUAAACCCAAGCGAGAGAAGAAAAUAAAUCCACUACGAACAGCAGCAAAAGACGCAUCAGGCGGCGCCCACUUCAGCACACGCGUGACGAAUCAUGGCCGAAGCAAGUGGACCGUUGGUCACCUUGGUUACGCUGUCGGUGCUACUGCUGGCGCUCACCCGUCUGCAAACAGUAAACUGCUUCUGCCCUUCGCUCUGUACCUGCGAGAGCGAUCGCAAUCUACGCACGUCCUGCAUAAACGCCUCGCUCGAAGUGGUACCGAUCCAGCUCAAUCCGGACGUGCGGUACCUCAACCUUACCGUCAACCAGAUCACCAACGUACACUUUACGCUCGCCUUCUACUAUCAGCUCGAGUCGCUCGAUCUGUCCCACAACCAGAUCGAUUCGCUCGGGUCGAAAAACUUCGAAUCGCAGGAAAAGCUGCUGGCGCUCAACGUUAGCCACAAUGUGCUGCAAGCCCUGGCGAAGGACAGCUUCCGUGGGCUGAAGCGGCUCGAACUGUUGCGGCUCGGUGACAAUCAGCUCGAGCAGAUCCAUCCGACCGCAUUUCAGGCCCUAACGUCCUUGCGGCGGUUGGAGCUGAUGAACAACCGACUCGUGAGCUUCGAGGACGGUGUGCUAAGGCCGCUGGCAGCACUCGAAACGCUGCUGCUGGCCAACAAUCAGCUGCUCGAGGUCCCGUACGAAGGUAAUCUGGAGUAUGUGCGGUCGCUGCGCCAUCUCGACCUCGCUACCAAUCUGAUCGAGUACGUCGGGAACGAUAGCUUCGGCACGCUGCACGAGCUGCGCACGCUCCGGCUGGCCGGGAACGUGCUGAUGGAGCUCGACUGGAGCGCUUUCAGCGGGCUGCACGCGCUGCAGCUUCUCGACCUGGCAGAUAACAAUCUAACGACCAUCCCGACGGUGCAGCUGUCGAAGCUGUACAAUCUGACCACGCUGACACUGAGCGGUAACUCGUUCGUGGAGCUACCGGCGGUUGCCUUCCAGAAUCUGUUUCAACUGCGUGAGCUGCAUCUGGACCGGUUGGAUCGUUUGGAGCGCAUCGAUACGAGAGCUUUCAUCGAUAAUACCCACCUGCAGGUGCUAACGCUCGACGACAAUCCCUCGUUUGCGACCCUUCCCGUACGUCUGUUUCACGGUAACCCGCAUCUCAUCGACAUCUCCAUGCGUCGGAAUGCGCUGCUCACGCUGGACGCUGUACAGUUCCCACUCGAUCGGCUACAGCGCCUAAAGCUGGCUGGAAAUCCACUCGUCUGCAACUGCACCAUUCGCUGGCUGUGGCGACUGGUGACCGGUACGCUCGAUGACGACGAUGGCGAUGAUCCGGACGGUGUUGCCUUCCUGGGGAAGUCGUUGGCAGAUCACACGAACAUAACCACCGUACUCCUCAUCGACAAGGACGAGAUUGGCUGUGAUUUGAAUGAGGAUGGGCUAGUAACCAGACGCAAACUGCGCAACAUGUCCGAAAGUGAUAUAAACUGUCCAGCGCAUCUCGUCACGGUGCUGAGCAUACUGCUCAGUCUGCUACUGUUAACACUCGGGGCCGGUGCUGCCAUCCUGUACCGACGCAAGUCUCGCGAACGCAAAAAGAUACUGCAGGAGCGCAAGAACGUGCACGAGCGUAUAGUGCCGCAGAAGGUGGACAAACUGGAGCUGGAGCGCUAUCUAGCACAGCAGGUCCUGUCCAACGACUACCGCGAACUGAGGCCCGCCUGUGAUCUGCCGGUGCGAUACGAUCUCAAGUACCCGGACCAAACCGCACACCAGCUGGGUGUGUCGGCCGAGGUGGAUCCCGAUUCGGACCACUACGAGAACAUCGACUACCUCCAGCACCAGCGAGUCCUUGGCAAUUCGAGCACCGCAAACACGCCCUCCACUCAGUCCAUCAUCACGAACCCUUUUCACCAUCAUCAACCCCCAAGCCAAUACCACUACGUACAGGGACAUACUCCUCAAGUACAGUCUCAGCUGCAUUCCGCAUCCUAUCAACACCCACAACCCCAUCAAAGUCCACAACAUCACCAUCACCACCACCACCACCAGCAGCAUCAACAGCAACGUCAUCCGCAGGCACCUGCAAUGACGAUGCAACAUCCGCACAAGUAUCCACACCACCAGCAGCAGCAGCAGCACCACCACAACAAGGCCAGUCCUACGCCCGGGGCUGCCAACACCAACAGUAACACCUUGCCAGUGCCUCCGGGGCAGCGGAACCUCAACAACUAUUCGCCCAACUUCUUCAUCUACGUCCUGUACUCACACUUCAUCCUGCUGCUUCUAGCCUUAUGAUGAGGCGGUACUGCAGGACACGGUACGGGAUGCGUACUGCGAUAGGCGCACACGGCUCCUCUAGCAUGUAGCAAAAAUGAAGCAAUCCAAUCAAACUUUCGACUCGUUUUGUACAGUGAAUUAGUGCAAAUGGUAACGAAACAUAAGUAACUUUCCUCUUACUCUUCACCCUUUACGUUCUCUUCGAAAGGCUAAGUCACCAAAAUGUGGCGGGGCAUGGGGCGCCGAAGGUGGUUUGCCCGAAACGAACGACAAGGCUAGUAAGAAAUGACAACAAAACAACAAUUGUAAAUGUACAUUUUCCUUUCGGGCGGGCAAACAGCCACACACAUCCACACCUAGACUAAUGUUAACAAAAUGCGUAAAUUAAGGGGAAUUGUUUUUUCGAAGAAUCGUUCAAAUGCGCCAUAUUAGAUUAAGUGGUUUUGUAUCUCGAAUUGUACUGUACGUUAGGAAAGCAAAUAAAACAAAAAACAAGCCCAAUAUUUACCAAGCCGUAUAGUUGUAUUGAGAGAAGCUUAAAUACAACACGAUUUCACCCGGUUUAGAACAUCCAAUUAAGCCUUAACUUUUCGCUGUACAACUGAUGUAAUAAAUUGAUUUACAGGAGUUGGCUUCGUGUCUUUAGUUUUCUUGUAUAAUUUAGUUCGCUAAAUCGUUUUUAACUCUAGCGAACAAAUGUUUUUCACUAUUUUUGAGACCUUUUUUUCCUGUUUUGAUGUGACUCCUCUUCCAACUAUGCAACACUAUGAAGCUUCUUGCAGUUCUUUCUUUCUUUCUAUUUUGUACAGUAGAUAGAGGUAAUUUAUAUUUUUAAAACCAGCGUGUAAGAGGCCGGACACAAACAGAACAAUCUCCCACGACAUAUGCGUAGCAAUGUUGCAAAACCAAUUACGAGUUGAACGUUGCAAAACACCCAACAAUAAAUAGUGGGAAAAACGAAGCAAAACUGCAAAAAGGGUGACAAACAAUUUGUAAUACGACGUAAAAACGGGCAGUAAAAUUGUCAAGAAAAUGAGAUAAUUUAACUAAAAACACACCAGAACAAACAAAAACCCCUAUUUAAAACUGCUUUAUUUUGUAUCAUGCAACACACGCCAAGAGAAUAAAGUCACUAGCUUCGAGGAGAACCUUCUGAACAUAAAAACAAAAGCUAUAAAAGAAACAAGAAAUGAAAAGCAAUCGAUAAAACUAAAACAAAAAGAGGACAAAUGGAAAGAAUUUUGAAUAUAAAACACUUAAAAACAAGAUGGUAGAAACGGUACCGGCGAGGAAAAGCUAACGCGUACGAAUUGUAAUACUAAUCGAUAAUAUUACGAAUAUGUUAAACUGAGUUGUUAUAAGACUGAGCCUGGUGGAGAGCAAACAAAAAAUCGAAACGGCUACUGAGGUGAAAAAUAAAUUUGACUACUGAAACGGAAA